Molecule: messenger RNA, 1988 nt
Organism: Schistocerca serialis cubense
Lineage: Eukaryota; Metazoa; Arthropoda; Insecta; Orthoptera; Acrididae
Exons: 6
Coding region: 7-1251 (414 amino acids)
Source: RefSeq, a predicted model, not a curated record
GCCGCGAUGAACGCGGCCGAAACCAUCACGCUCGAGUUUUUGCAGGACCUCCUGGGCGGCGGAGACCCUCCGGUCACCGUCACCAGCUUCCAGGUGCGGUCGGGCGCGGGCACGGGCGACAACUACACGUCGACGCUGUACCGCGUGAGCGUGCGCGGCACGGUGGGCGGCUCGCCGUGGCGGCGCUCCCUCAUGUGCAAGUGCCUGCCCGCCGACCCGGAGCAGCGGCAGGUCUUCAAGUCCGACCUGCUCUUCCGCAACGAGGUCGCCUUCUACACUGAGGCGCUGCCCGCGCUCCUGGAGUUCCAGCGUGAGGCGGGCGGCGGCGGCGCGUGGCGCGGCGUGGCGCGCUGCCUGCUGGCGCGGGGGGACCUGCUGGUGCUGGAGGACCUGGCGGAGCGCGGCUUCCGCAUGGCGGACCGCCGCCGCGGCCUGGACGCCGCGCACUGCGGCGCUGCGCUGCGCCAGCUGGCGCGCCUGCACGGUCUCGCGCUCGCCAUGAAGCGCCGCCGCCCCCAGCGCUUCCGGCAGCGCGUCGCCGGCGCCCUCGCGGAGACCUUCUUCGUCGCCGACAACAGCGCCUGGUACCGCGAGUACUACCGCUCCGCCGCCGACAACGCCGUUGCCAUGGUGGGCAAGUUCCUGGCGGAGGAGGACGGGGAGGCGGGGGCGCGCUACCUUCAGAGGCUGCGCCACUUCGCCUGCGACGGCGACUUCUUCGGCCGCAUGGUGGCGCUGGUGCAGCCGCGCGAGCCGCUGGCUGUGCUCUGCCACGGCGACUGCUGGACCAACAACCUGCUCUUCCGGUACGGCGACGACGGCGCCAUUGUCGAGGUGUGCCUGAUCGACUUCCAGAUAGCGCGGUACGCGUCGCCCGCGCUGGACAUCAGCAACCUGCUGUACGUGUGCACCACGCCAGAGAUGCGCGCGCAGCACGGCCGCCAACUGCUGCGCGACUACCACAGCUCGCUGGUCGACACGCUGCGGGGGCUCGGCUGCGAACAGCCCUCCGCUGAAGAACUCUGGGACAUGCUGGAGGUGGAGAUGCGAGACUGCGGCCGUUUUGGUCUGGGCCUCGCGCUGGACAUGCUACCUAUCACGACGUGCGAGACUGGAGAAAUGCCCCGGCUGCGAGAGGGCGGCGAUUCUGGAGCUGGUGCCGGCCCAGCCUGGAGCUACCAGUGCACCGAGGAGUGCGCUCGACGCAUGGCGGGGCUCGUCAAGGAGCUGGUGGACAGUGGGCAACUGUAGCGGUGUCUGGGACGCCGCGCACCCCUCUCCAGUACAGGCGGCAUCGAGCACUCGCUACCCACCUGCAACGUGUUCAGCUGCUUGCGGCCAGCUGGAGCGUGCCCUCAGGCUGAGAGCAGCUGCUCUUCGGACACACAUCCGUUGCCGACUACUGACUUCUAAAACCAUACAUUUUAUUCUUAUUCAAGUGUGGAUCCUGCUGGACCACACAAUGUAUACUACAAAGGGCAUUACAGAAUUUUAUUUCAGCCCUUCUUUUUACCUCCACUUUUUCGGAAUGCGCUAUUUCCCUAUCCUCUGACUAAGUAAUUCUGGUCUUCUUGGGUUCUUCUGCUUGGUACGAAGUCCAGUCCUGAAAUUAUUCCAUACUGCAUUUUCUGUUUUAUUGUCUCUACAUCUUUAAGGUAAUCUACUUAUUCUACUUUUUAUUUAUUGUUAUUUAUUUUAUUUUUGUCUUUAUUUAUAAUAUUUGGAAAGAUUAGUGGUCUGAGACUCUGCCUUUCUCUUAAGCAUCUAAAAAUUCUGAUAACAUUAAAUUUUACAGGACCCUACCGACAAUAUUCGUGGAACGAUGAGUCACACACUGAUGAUAACUUAUUGUUGAAGGAUUAAUAUUUUUAAGGAUUGAGAUUAAUGCACAUGACUGUAUGUUUCUCAGAAUGAGAGACAUCGGUUGAACAUAGAUUACACUUUUCUAAAACCACUAUCGAAUAAAGUUACAACAUGUGUUCAGACGA